This is a messenger RNA of Exophiala oligosperma, 2092 nucleotides long. RefSeq lists its product as uncharacterized. The record is from RefSeq and is a predicted model, not a curated record. Gene Ontology annotation, molecular function: RNA polymerase II complex binding; chromatin binding. Gene Ontology annotation, biological process: transcription elongation by RNA polymerase II. The transcript has a single exon. Bases 248 to 1888 code for a protein of 546 amino acids. Gene Ontology annotation, cellular component: Cdc73/Paf1 complex. NCBI's taxonomy places the organism in Eukaryota, Fungi, Ascomycota, Eurotiomycetes, Chaetothyriales, Herpotrichiellaceae.
AGACCCGCAUCUUUGCACUAUAUUUCACUCUGAACGCCCAUAACAUCCAAGGCUCGGAGGUCGACAAUACUUUCCACGAGACUGUCCAGACCAUCACGUUUGAUCCUGUCACGAUGAAUCUACCUUGAGCAUACAAGUUGUCUCUCUUCGAACUUUUACUCGGUCGUCUGCCACUCCGCCAUUCCACUUGCGCGCGUCGCCAGAGACAUUUCUACAAUAUUGAUAUUGACCACCACCUCGUGUCAAGAUGGCGACGUCCGGCGAUGCAAAGGCCUUCAAACAGGACUUGGUCGUUUCGAUACGAUAUCGGAAUGACCUCCCUCCCCCGCCGAUGGCCCCAAAGCUUCUCGACAUCGACACUGGUGGUCUCGCACAAUACCUGACAACGGGAUAUGCCUCCGCCCUUGCAAAACGAGAAGAACCAAACAUUGAGGUGGACGCAGAAGGAGGCAUGCCUAUAGACAUGGUCGGUGUACCAGGUUACUUCCUGGGCGACGAAAGUGCGAUCAUGGCUCCAGAGAUACAACCAGUCCUUGAUCCUGCGGACCACGCACUCAUGCUAUCCUACGAUCAGCUCAAGAGUCAAGGUGCAAAGAACAACGUUUCCUUCCUUCGAAAAACACAAUACAUGACCGCCUCACAAAUGGCACGAGCCAAUGAUCCCUUGAUGCGAUCGACCGCUCGAGCACGAAAACCCGAGACCAAACCAGUUCCACCGCCGGUGGUUCGCGACGAUCCAGAGAACAUUAAACGACACAUCCAGAAAGGCUUCGACCUCGCCUACCCAGAUAGCAUACCCUAUAACCCGCCUGAAGCCAAGGCGAACCCGAUAACUGCGCAAGAGCGUGAAGCGUGGAAUAAUCCGGUCCACCCUGACAACCCGCGUCUCAAACCCGUCGAAUACUACCCUAUCCUACCCGACCUCGACGCGACCACGGAUCUGGCGAGCAACUGGUGGGCUUUGAAGUUCGAAAAACCGCCGUUGCCACCUGUUCGUGGCCGGCGCGACGACCGCAUCGACCUUGGUCUGCUGAUGAGUACCGAGAACACGGCAGAGAUCGCCAAAUGGCGUGCCAAAAAGAAGGCCUUUGACGAACAUCCCGAGCUGUACGAGGACCCCGGUCAAGAGCCGUACAUGUGGUCACUCAACAUCCCCAAACAGCCAGACUCUACUUCGCGCCUGCGCAAGAUUUUCGACGACAGCAACCCUGCCAAGGAUGAUCCCAGCUUGUACGCUCCUCUCCUCGAAGAGUCUGCCGACGGUUCGCAGCGCCUUCCCUUUGAGCGGGUGCGCGUGUACACUUCUGCGACGCAAAACACGGUGGAUCCCCGACGCAUCAUGGCCGUUUCGCUCAUCAGCCAGGACAAACUGCAGCCCGACUCGAGGCUUCACAAACAGGGCAACGCGGCGUACUACUACCCCAUCAUCGAGCGCGUGAGGAUGAAGGCCGACAGGGCGAAUCUGAACAAGGCGACCCGAAUGCACGACGAAGACGACGAAGAACUGCCCGUCCCCGACCAGCUGAUGGUCAUGUUCGGCGAGCCCGGGCCCGCCGAGAAGGUGAGCCGGUAUCAGUUCCGCGGCGACUACGACGACGCCUUUGCGGACGAGUAUGCUGAGAUUCUGCGUGCCGGAGAAGCCGCCGCAGAGGCCGCGCGCGCAGAUGAAAUCCUCGAGGAGCAAGGAGAGCUCCACGCGGGUGCACAGGAUGUCAGCAUGGCCGAGGUGCAGGACGCAGAGGAUAUGGAGGUUAGCACUUCGAACGGUAUUCGACACAGGGACAGGGACGAUGACAGGAAUACGCCGCCGCCGCCGGUGAACGGGCGCAGGGAUGCCGUUGCCGACGAGGAUGAGGACGACGACGAGGACGCAAUGCACGAUGACUAGUCGUGAUUCGUUCGAGUACUCGUAUCAACAGCUUUCACUUGCCAUGACGAGCAUCGGAACUUUGGCGCUGAGUGGGAGACACACAAGCUGGACGGGUGGCCGCAUGGCAUGGCAUGACUUUGGCGUUUUGCAACAGUGGUCACAAAACUACCUAGGUAUAAGAGAACAGUUCUUGGACUGAAAAUAUCAUCUAUCUCUAACGUU